UUAUCGUGGGUUAUCAUGGUUAUUAUAUAGGCAAUCGCUGGCCUGGUUAUCGUGGGUUAUCAUGGCACUCGCUGGCCUGGUUAUCGUGGGCUAUCAUGGUUAUCAUGGGGUAUCAUCUUUACCCUGGGUUAUCAUAUGGGCAUUCAACAGCCCGGGUAUCAUGGUUAUCGGUAUCAUGGUUAUCGGUAUCUCCAUCGUUUUGGUGUUGAUAUUGGCGGUUAUGGUUAUGGUUAUGUCCGUGACAUCGUUGACACCACAGGUUAUGGUUAUAUCCAUGAUAUCGUUGAUAUCAUGGGGUUAUGGUUUUGUUAUGGUUAUGGUUAUACCCGCGAUAUCAUUGACACCACAGGUUUAUGGGUAUGAGUAUGGUUAUGGUCUUGUGAAAUCUGACCUCCGGAUCCACGGCAUUUUCGAUAUUGGUAUUGUGGAAGGUGUAAAGCUUGUGUGA
Blastomyces dermatitidis ER-3 is the source of this 448-nucleotide messenger RNA. RefSeq lists its product as uncharacterized. The transcript has 2 exons. The coding region runs from base 62 to 448 and encodes 128 amino acids. NCBI's taxonomy places the organism in Eukaryota, Fungi, Ascomycota, Eurotiomycetes, Onygenales, Ajellomycetaceae. The record is from RefSeq and is a predicted model, not a curated record.